GAAGAACAAGAAUCUAGCUCAGUUUUUGCAAAGUAUAACAUGAGCAUCAGUGAGCCAGACAGGACACAAGAACUGACGGAGGAGACUUCAAACCUCAGCUUUAGCUGUCACUCGAAAAUACCGCCAACUCUGACUGUAUAUGAGCGGUACCAGCUUUGUGUGGAUCAACUGCAUCUCAUUAGAGUAAGGCAAAGUCAAUAUAUUGAACCUGGAUGCGUCAUAGAGUCAUCUGCAAAGGAAAGAAAGACAUCAGAAGAAACUGCAGUACAAAAUUCUGAGAUUAAAAAACGUCUACAAAAAGCAGGGAGUAAACGCAUUACAGCUGCAGAGAUCACAAAGGAGAGGAGUUCCAGAGUCAUCAAUAAAAACCAGGACAGAUCUCAGCACAAUAGAAGUAGGGCAACACUUACGAAACAUGGACAGACCAAACAUUGUGACAAUCUGACUGUGAAGGAAACACCUGACGCCAUUUGUGGUGAGAGCGGACCAGUUUGUCAGAGAAACACUCUUAACAGCAACACACAGUUUGGCCUUGAUAGCAACAGAUGUGGUGAAUUAAUAAAAGGAACUGCAGGAGGCAUCACUUCAGCUGAUACUGUUAUUAACACACCCGUGGAGCACCUGAGGACUGCACCUGGUGAUAAUGUUCCCGCUGAGGAGGAGAGCGCUGCACUUACUACUGACACAGGCUUGUUUUCAAAGACAAACAGGCAUAAGCCAGACGUAGAGGGAUGUCAGAGUGGAGUCAGAGGUCAAAAGAAAAACACUGGGGGUCGAGGAGCCUCAAUGAGACUCUGUGAAAAGUCAAGUGUCUCCCUGUCCUCUCCAACCAAUAAAGAACUACUGCAAAGACCUCGGUCAUCAGAAGUAAUCAAACACAGAAAAAAACUCACACCAGAGGAUAAAGUGAAACCUGCUUCAGCCUGUAGGCAUACACACAAAUAUCUGUCACCUACAGAGACAUACACACCUCUUAAAGAUGACUCUGGACCAACAUCACCAGCUUCAGGUGCACGUCGAUGUGAAGAACCUGACAAACACAGCCCAGCAGGUGUCCCUGUGUGUGAGCGCUGGCUGUGUCUUCCUGAUGAGGUGUGGCUGUCCAUCCUGUCUCUGCUGCCUCACAGUGAUCUGAGCAGAGUGCUGCAGGUCUGCAGCCGCCUGCACACACUGGCUACUGAUCACACACUCUGGAGAAAUCUGAGGAUCGAAAACGCCACCCUGACGGAGUGGUGGUUGCUUUGUGUGGGCAGACGUCGUCCUCGCUGUCUGAGUCUGUACAGCUGCAGUGGCCUGUCUCUCACCUCCUGUGGGCUGGAGAUGUUUUUCACUCUGUGUAGAAACUCUCUGGAGGAACUCAAGGUCACAAGUUGCACUGGUCCUGGUCUCCAUGGUGACCAGAUGCUGCCUCUGAUUGGCCAGCUGUGUCAUCAUAUGACCAGCGUGGACGUGAGCUGGAGUGGAGCAACGGACACAGGAGUGAAAGCUCUGAGUGACUGCUGCCCAGGGAUGCAACUAAAAUCUGUUGUCCUAAAUGGCUGUCAGGUCACUGAUGACCCACUGAUGAAGCUCGUCAUGAGACACAAAGAAAGUCUGUGCAGACUGGAGGUGUUUGGCUGUCAGUUCCUCUCUCCAUCUUGUCUGCAGACAGUAUAUGAGAUGUGUCCCGGCCUCCAGCAUCUAAACAUUGGACAGGUGCCAAAAGUUAACGCACACAGUCUCACAGUGAUGACAUCACGGCUAAAAUGUCUCAUUGUGCUAAAUCUCACUGGACUACAGGCAGUUACCGAUGCCAUAGUGGACACUUUGCUUCAGAACUGUGUUGAAAUUCAGAGUGUGACUUUGAGUUGCUGUCCAGGAGUCACUGACCUCACACUGCACAGCAUCAGCAAAUACACACCUUGUAUCAGAUCUCUGGAUGUGAGUGGCUGUAAGGCGGUAACAGAUGCAGGAGUUCAGUCUCUGGCUCUGGGAUGCAGAAGACUUCAGCAGCUCAAUCUCAGCUCCACUGGCACAGGAAACAGAGGGGUUACUCUACUGGCAAAUUACUGCAGCGGGCACCUCCAUACUGUCAAACUCAGUUUCUGCCACAUCACCUCAGAGAGUAUACUGAAGCUCUGCAGACGCUGCAAGAGGUUGAAGGUGCUCCAUCUCUACGGCUGUGCUCAUCUCCCUGCUGAGAGAGAGAUCAGAGAAGUUAACACUACUGUUAAAGUUUAUCCUGUGAAACAUCUGCACACAAAUGGACAGAUAUGCACAAUGUAUCAAAGACCAAAACUUGAAUGAGUAUUGGGAGAUAAUCCUAAAAAGAAUCCAAAUAAAAUCGUAUCAUUUUUACUUGUUUAUUCCCAAUUGGGUUUAAAAUAAGGCUGACUGGGUC
Epinephelus moara (kelp grouper) is the source of this 2380-nucleotide messenger RNA. Its product is annotated as F-box/LRR-repeat protein 7-like. The record is from RefSeq and is a predicted model, not a curated record. Gene Ontology annotation, biological process: SCF-dependent proteasomal ubiquitin-dependent protein catabolic process. Lineage: Eukaryota; Metazoa; Chordata; Actinopteri; Perciformes; Serranidae. The coding region runs from base 40 to 2286 and encodes 748 amino acids. Gene Ontology annotation, molecular function: protein binding. The transcript has 14 exons. Gene Ontology annotation, cellular component: SCF ubiquitin ligase complex.